This is a messenger RNA of Anopheles stephensi (Asian malaria mosquito), 6696 nucleotides long. It is a transcript of the gene vlc, whose product is annotated as probable cyclin-dependent serine/threonine-protein kinase DDB_G0292550. Gene Ontology annotation, cellular component: glutamatergic synapse; postsynaptic specialization. The transcript has 7 exons. The record is from RefSeq and is a predicted model, not a curated record. Gene Ontology annotation, molecular function: molecular adaptor activity. Gene Ontology annotation, biological process: signaling. The coding region runs from base 720 to 3731 and encodes 1003 amino acids. NCBI's taxonomy places the organism in Eukaryota, Metazoa, Arthropoda, Insecta, Diptera, Culicidae.
AUUCGGAGAAACGUCAGGUUGAAGAAGCCAGUUUGUUUCCUGUGUAGAUUUUGUCGCAAGUGUUUCGAUUUUCGCCCCCUACGAAAAAUCUCAACUCAAAUUUGCAUUGUGAAGUAGAGGAAAUUUGCUAGUGAGAAGCUGCGUCUCGCACGAAUUCCUGGUCAUGAAAAAAAACAGCAUAACUGCGUGUGUGUAUGUGUGCGUGUGCAAUUGACGCUGCUCCGUGUGCUGCUCUGAGAGAUCCGGUGUGUCCGGUGAAAAUUCGUUGUGAACAGUGUUGCCUCUCCGUCAUCAACGGGGAAGCAAAUUAGUCCACUACACUAAAGUUUGAUAAAAGUUUUAUGCAUUUAAGUGUUGAACAGUGUUGCAGUGUUACGAGUGUGUAUGUGAAUGUUUUUCUGUGUGUGUGUGUGAAUAAUAAAUGGUGAGAUAAAAUUUGGCACAGGCCAACAGUGGGCAGUUGAAUAUACAUAUAUGCAUCCUCAUUUGGCCACGUCGUGCAACUUCGGUCCCUUCUUGACGGUGGCGAAGUAAAUGGAACGGCGGUUCACACUGGGCGCGGUGGCGGUGUGUUGUUAUUAAUUCAUUCGGCUACUACCCCCACUACUUUGCGGACGAAGAGUAGACGGCCAGGCAGCACGGGCCAAAACGUCAGCGGUCAGUACCGCGAGAAAGUGAGACAGCGUGGCGAUCUACUCUUCUGUCCCCGCGGUUGGAAUAUGGAUAGAAGUGUAGAUUCCAUCGGUAGUUGCUCGCUUGAUGUAGAUGCUGAUUCGACCGACUUCUCAGAUACCUCCGGAGAGCUAAACUUUCUAACACCCAUAUCCGGCAAGGACAUUACGCGUGAAUUCACGGCCGGCAUCAAGGAGCGUUGUAUGCUACCGGUAAUUAACUGCCAGGCUGUCACGAGCGUACUAGAUCCGGUAACCGGUCACAUCAGUACCGUUCUUACGACGACCACAGCCGCCAAUUCGCAGCAGCAGCAGCAGCCCCUGCUAGGCGGUGGAGACAGUUCCCCUACAGCAGCAACGAACAAGAAACCGAGCUAUCUGAAUCUGGCCUGCUGCGUCAAUGGGUACUCGAACCUGACGACGUACGAUUCGAAACUCCGCCAGGACAUUAACAAGUCGCGCGAAGUUUCCCCAAGCCGUCCUAUCAUUGCCACGCUGCACUACAACCGAACCGAUUCCGGUACCGGUGGGCAUCUGCUGACGGCGCCCACGCUGAGCUACGUUAGCAUGAACAACACCAUCAACAACAACAACAAUUACAGCGGAAGUGCGACAGGGAUUGGCGGUGGUGGUAAUCGAAUGCUCAAAAUGAACGGAGCGGGUGUAGUGAACGGUGGUGGUGUGGGAAGAAUGCGAGGAAUCAAUGGAUCCGUGAUGUCACCGCCCGGCGGCGGCGCAGGUACCGAUAUGACCGAUAAUGCAGCAUCGCUCGGAAUGUUUAACGGAAAUGGCAGUUUUGUCGGCAGCAUGAGAUCGAAGGUGAUUUCCUCGCAGUCACAGAUCAGCAGCCACGCGCGGGACGAUGUUCAAGCGCAGCUGAUGACACCGAAGAAGAGUUUUAUCCAGCAGCGGGUCGAGAAGCUGUACGGUGCGAGUGAUGUGGUGGUGCUAAACAAACAGAACUACAGCAGCAGCGAACGCAAGUACCUCAACAAUAUUGCGAACGAAAAUAACGGUGGUACGCCGGUGAAGAUGAUGGUGCCUCAUCAUGGUAUGGCCGGACAGCAUCCGGCAUCGAUCGGGACUGGAGCAGCCCGAAAUGGUGUGACCAAUGGAACGGAUAGUCUGCGGCACGUGCCAAACGGUACGCAUGGUGCUGCUACGUUCGGUUCGGUGGACGAAAACAACAAACACAUCAAUGGUGGCGCCGGUGAGGAUGCGGAUGUGGACUCGUUACCAGUGUUGCGGCACCUGCGGCCCGAGUUUCGUGCACAGUUGCAAAUUUUUUCACCGAAAAAAGUACCGAAAUCAUCACCAAAUCGCACGCUCAACAGCAACGGCAAUGUGACGCAUGCGAAUGGAAACACUGCGGAAGAGCAUGCCAAUCUGCCAAACCCGGUGUCGAAGCGCUACACCUCGAAUGGCAACAGCUACACCGAUCACAUCGAGCAGCUAAGUCUUUCGCGGGAGGAAGAUCACCGUCACCACAAGAAUCGAAACGGUACGGAUGGUACGACGACGACGCAUCGAUCGACGAUGGUGAUGAAGAGUGCUCAACUUUCUUCGCAUACAACACGCACCACCACUACCACCAACGGCACGCUGUCGAGCAACAAUGGACGGCUUGCUGAGCAGGAAGAUACUGCGCUAAACAGCAGCAGCCGUCACCAUAGUAACGCUAGUACACGUUCCGCGGAUCCACCGCAAACCGACGACGCAAUGGUGGAGCAGCAUCAUCGUCACGAAGCAGCGUCACAGUGCCCCCACAGUUCUACCGGCAGUGCGUCGUCGUCCGUAUCGUCAUCGACGGUGAUAGUGGAGGAAAAGAUGCGCUCGCUGGUAGUGGUGUCGUCGACUAGCGCUGACGAUUGCGGUGUUGGUCGAAUGUCGACUUCCGACGGCAGUAGCGCCGCCACCACCACCACCACCGUACCUGACGAGCAAAACGCGUUGACAGCAGUCGCGACGAGUGUGAUCGAAAGCGGUAAGCAGCAGAACGACAGUGUCCAACCAAGCAGCCACAGCACCACCAAUAACAACGUUAGCAACGGGCUUGUGAACGUACCUGCGGCUUGUGCAAAGGACCACGAGCUUUGUGCUCUUGACAAAUCGGGCAGUGGAGAAAUUGUAAAUUGUGAUAGUAGUAACGGCGAGCAGCUGGCCGUGACCGCGGAUAGUAUGCGCACCUCGAACGGUGGUGGCGGCGGCGACAGUACGAUGGUGACGAUGGCUGGCGUAGAACAUCCAGAUGCGAACCACCAUUCAAGUAAUAGGCCAGCGCCAACAUCCUCCCUAACCGAACCAUCCACGAAUGGCACCAACAGCAGCAAUAAUAAUAAUAAUAAUGUGCUCGAUGGCAACCAUUUCCUGCGGAUUCUAAAAACCGAACAGAAGCGGCUGGGAACAAUGGCUGACGAGGUGGAGAAGGAAAUCAAUCAGCUGAAGGCUGACGGUACUGUGGUGCUCGGAGAGGACAUAAACGGAUACAUUCUGGUUGCCGUUGGCAAGGCGCGUCUGCUAUGCUCGCAGAAAAUGAAACAAUUUGAAGACUUAUGUUACACGAACCUAAACCAAUCGCCGGACGAAAAAUUCCAAACGACGGGCGAAGAUUUAAGAGGAUUCUGGGACAUGGUGAUGCUGCAGGUAAACAACGUUGACGCCAGCUUUGCCGAAAUUGAUUCGUUCCGGGAAAACGGUUGGCGGAAACCGAUUCCAAAGAGUCCACCACCGCCCGCCCGCAAUGGCACGGCUGGCCCCCGUACCAAGCUGGUGAAGCGUCCGUACAAAACGCAGACAACCGCAUCGAACGGUGGUUCCACCGUGACAGUGGACGGCGGCAGCAACGGUGUCGAAGCAAAGAAGGCGUCCGCCGCGUUGGCGGCCGCCAAACGGGAAGCGCAACGGAAGCAGCUGAUGGAAAUGAAGCGCAAGCAGAAGCUGGCCAACAGCCAACAGCAGCCGGCGGCGGUAGAAAUCUUUGCCCCAGCGAAUGAGGAACAACCAGCGCGAAACGGUGAUGACAGCAGCACCGUCGGGUCGGUGCUGGUCGAUACGAGUUGAUCCCGUGCCGCUGUACCACUGCUGUAAGCCUUUUUUUCCCGCAUCACUCAAUCUUAUGUCUGAGAAAGGGCCAUUCAGAGGGAAAUAGAAAAAUAGGGCGCAGACAGGAAACCCCCACAAAAAAAGAAGAAGUGACCGGAAAUCCGGUAUCCGGUGAGCAAAACUUUCCAGCUGGACACAGACAAGUUUAUUUGUACAUUUAAUCCACACAGGACUGAAUUGUUGUUUGACAAUUUCGUUAAGUUUCACGCCGUGCCGUUCCAUGGAAGUUGGCCACUAAGAAAAACGACAAAAAUCUGUCCCAUCACCAUCAUCAUCACCAUAUUGAUUUGGCUAGCACGGGGCUGGUUCUCGUAUGUCACUAGUAUGAAAAAAGAAAAUUCCUUCCCCGACGUGCGAACACACAGGUUAAUUCUGCAACCACCAACACAAUAACCUUAACCCUUAACCACUACUGCGCACUGAAGAAGGAACACGACUAUGGCGAACGCGGUACACCGUACACAAAUUGUGAUUGUUUUAUACCUUUUUUAUGGUCGAAUAAUUCUAUUACUACUCUUGUUAUUUGUAAGCACUAUUUUUUAAAUGUAAAAUGACACGAAUUGAUUUAAAGAAAAAAAAACAAUGUUCGAACGAACCACACCCGCACUCAGACUGCUAGAAACGCUUGUGCGAAUUAUUAACGCCAGUUCGCGCUAAUCGGCGGGACUGUUGAAGGCGUGCAAGAUUAGUGGAGGUGAGGUGCGCUCGGUGGAAAACCAAGGGACAACUCAUUGUUUUUACUCUACGGCUAAGGAAGGCAAACCAACACUCUCACGCAAAGACAAGUAGCUGUAGCUGCUGUAGAAGGAUUAGGUGGAUGUGUUGCCUGCUGCGCCCUGCCUGGUACGCCUUGUACGCACGCACGUGUUAACUAUUAUUUUUAAUAGCGAUCUUUUCUAUAUUAACAAAACAUCAAAUUAUAUUACACACUGUACACAUGGGAGGAAACAAACAAAACAAGCAAAUCGAAAUGUAAGAUGCUGAGAUGAAUCUCUCUAUUUAUUAACCAAACGAUAAUCGACGAUAACCAUUUAUCUAUUGCUAACUACUAUUAUUAUUAUUACUAGCACUACGAUCGCUACUAUUCAGGCGUGUGUCUGUUGCUUGCUGCUUGUUACAAUCGGUGGAUUAGAACUAUCUUGCUAGCAAGAACUUACGUUUCGCACCUGCAUCGAUGACUGUGCUGAAUGUGCAGAAGAUCUGAACGAAGGGUUUUACUUUUUAAACGCUUUCACACGCUCGUUGGGCCGAAUCAGCCUGAUCAGUUGGCAGUUGGUUAGAUGUGUAGCUUAAAGAUUAUUCUUUCGCACGAGCUUAAAACAUGCCUUUCGUUUGCGCCGCCGCGUACCAAGACGCUGCAGUACCAUCGUUCAAUGAGAUUGUUGCUUACCUAUUGCUUUUAGCGCAUGCAGACGUUUACGUUUCAACACACAGUUGCGCUUCCUCGCUUAUACUUUUAUACAUGAAAAGCAUAAUUACACUUUGAAAUGCAAAUCGUGAUGAUAGCCAGGCCCCAAGUCCCGGGUGGUGGUAAACACGAGACCCCUUCCCACAAAAGCAUGUAGGACACAAAUUGGGCGAAGCGAUUUGUGUGCGAGCGAAAUACAAACAGGAAGAGAAUAAAACAAACAGCGUUAGCAAAAAUUUAUCCACUGAGCGAGUGCCUUAUCGAUAUUGUGCUUGAAGAGUGAAGGGAAUCCCCGACUGGGGAGAGGUUCGAUUGAUGCGCGCGUAUGAGUACAAAAAAAUGAAUAAAAAAGUAUGUUUUUCGUCCGUUUCUAAUUUAAAACAUUAAAAUUUGAAUUUUUUAAUUUAAAUUUGCAUUUUAUUUUCUUUAUCGAAAGAUCAGUUCAUGGCAUUAAUAUCCAUUCGAUAUGUGCUGGUUGGUCAGUCUGUGGACUAUUUCAUCCAGUAAAGUGAUGUACAACGCACCCAAUCGCUCCAUGGCGUUAGUAAAAACAAAAACGAGAAUAAAACUUACAUAGCGCAAAUGUACCGCCGCAUAGCAAGCAAACAAAAUCGAUUUUGAACAUUUUUUUUCUCUCUCAAAGCGACGGACGGAGUAGAGGAAAAGAAGAAGCAACACAAAAGUCAUUACUUUUAUACUUAUACAAAUACACAGCUAUAUAGAUAUUAUGUAUCAUCCCUAGUGUUUGUGGACCGGUUGUGGGGAAUUUAUGUUGUAAACUUAUUGCAAACAAAAAAAAAAAUAGGCCAACAGGGGACGGAGAGGGAGGAGGGAGGCUUGUUGGUGAUGAACAACGAGAGGAACACAAUUAUUAUAAUUCUACAGAAGAAGAGAACGAACCACCACCCAGAAGUAGCAAGAUAUGUAGGUGGCGUAGCGAAAUCGCUUAUCGGCGUUUAUUUUUCGAUUUGAGAAGUUUUUUGCACAUUUUACAGCAUUUGCUGAAUUUCGGAUAGUAGUCAAAACGUGUAAGGCAAAUCGUGUAUAAGCAAAAGCAAAAAUGGUAGGAUAAUAUGAAUUGGCAACGGGAGACACGAAUGCUGUAUCGAGAGCAGCAGCAUUAAUAAGAGCACUUGAGAGCAGUGAACACACACAAUACCACCAACAUUAAACGCAUAUUAAAUCAACAAAAACAAAUAAACACUCAAGUACACACGUUUUUAAUGUAAUAAAACACACACUCUUGUCACCUGCGUUUGGAGACGCGUGGGUAGGUGUCUAGCAGUGGAGGCUGGCAGGAUAGUAAAAGCUGCAGCUUGCUAGAGCUGUGCUUUAGACAGAGAUGGUGCUCAACGCGCGUAGUAGUGUAACGCGGCCAACGAACGCAAAUCUAUUUAAACUGACGGUUAUAUAAACGGUUCCUUCUUGCUUGUGUGUAGAUGUGUCUGGGCGAAACCUUACGGCACGCGUCCGAAUAACGAAUCGAAUUGAUUUGAAAUAAAUCGUACACCGAAA